Molecule: messenger RNA, 2704 nt
Organism: Anas platyrhynchos (mallard)
Lineage: Eukaryota; Metazoa; Chordata; Aves; Anseriformes; Anatidae
Gene: DYNC1LI1
Product: dynein cytoplasmic 1 light intermediate chain 1
Biological process (GO): microtubule-based movement; microtubule cytoskeleton organization
Cellular component (GO): cytoplasmic dynein complex; centrosome
Molecular function (GO): dynein heavy chain binding
Source: RefSeq, a predicted model, not a curated record
AUGAAGGGGGUGGUUAGACCAGGUGAUCUUGGAGGUGGUCUUGAGCUCUGUAGGGUGUUAAGCGGUUCAGGUGUUGCUCCCCACAAGGUGUGCGAGCACCCUGCUCCCCCCAAGCCCCGCCUGAAGCCUGUCCCCCCCUUCCCCACAGGGGCCGGGGCUGCCUCAGGGAGCCGCACGGCCGCAGGCCCGGCCCCGCCCGCCGACAUCCGGGCUCCUGGCGCCGCCGCCGCCCGCCCGGCGGCUCAGGGAGGCGGCGGGGCGGGGAGGCGGCGGCCGCAGCAGCGAAGAUGGCGGCGGCGGCGGGGAGAGCCGCUUCCUUCGGUGCCUCCGCGGCCGGCCUGGGCUCAAACGCCGGCCUUCUCCUCGGCUGCGGCCGGCGCCGGGGCAGGCAGCGCCGGCCCCGCGGAGCUGCGGGCGGGGGGCGAUGAGGACGACGGGCAGAACCUCUGGUCCUGCAUCCUCAGCGAGGUGUCCACGCGCUCCCGCUCCAAGCUGCCCUCGGGGAAAAACGUCCUGCUGCUGGGUGAAGAUGGAGCAGGUAAAACUAGCUUAAUAGGAAAAAUUCAAGGAAUAGAGGAGUACAAGAAAGGAAGAGGAAUGGAAUAUUUGUAUUUAAAUGUGCAUGAUGAAGAUCGAGAUGACCAAACAAGGUGUAAUGUAUGGAUUUUGGAUGGUGACCUGUAUCACAAAGGUCUUCUUAAAUUUGCAAUGGAUGCAAGCUCUCUAAAGGACACUCUAAUUAUGUUGGUAGUAGACAUGUCUAGACCUUGGACUGCUCUGGAUUCUUUACAAAAAUGGGCAAGUGUUGUAAGAGAACACAUUGACAAGUUAAAAAUUCCGCCUGAAGAAAUGAAAGAAAUGGAACAGAAGUUGGUAAGAGACUUCCAGGAAUAUGUAGAACCAGGCGAGGAUUUUCCAGCUUCUCCACAGAGAAGAAAUACUUCAUUACAGGAAGACAAAGAUGACAGUGUGAUUUUACCCCUGGGUGCAGAUACACUAACAUGUAACUUAGGCAUUCCAGUAGUAGUAGUUUGUACAAAGUGCGAUGCCAUCAGUGUUCUGGAAAAAGAGCAUGACUACAGAGAUGAACACUUUGACUUCAUUCAAUCACAUAUCAGACGGUUUUGCUUACAAUAUGGGGCAGCACUUAUCUACACCUCAGUAAAGGAGAACAAAAACAUUGAUUUAGUGUAUAAAUACAUAGUCCAGAAGUUGUAUGGGUUUCCUUUCAAUGUUCCAGCUGUUGUUGUGGAAAAAGAUGCGGUAUUUAUUCCUGCAGGUUGGGAUAAUGACAAGAAGAUAGGAAUAUUGCACGAGAACUUUCAAACACUAAAAGCAGAAGACAGUUUUGAAGAUAACAUCAGAAAACCACCAGUCAGAAAGUUUGUUCAUGAGAAAGAAAUUGUGGCAGAGGAUGACCAAGUGUUUCUUAUGAAGCAGCAGUCGCAGUUGGCAAAACAACCACCUACUGCUGCAGGAAGGCCAGUGGAUGCCUCACCAAGAGUUCCCGGAGGAUCUCCUAGAACACCAAAUAGAUCUGUGACAUCAAAUGUCGCCAGUGUUACACCUAUCCCUACUGGGUCCAAAAAAAUUGAUCCCAAUAUGAAAGCUGGAGCUACUAGUGAAGGAGUCCUGGCUAACUUCUUCAACAGUCUGCUGAGUAAGAAAACUGGUUCCCCUGGUGGCCCUGGUGGUGUUGGUGGCAGUCCUGGAGGUGGCAGCACUGGUGGUGCUGGCAGCAAUUUACCACCAUCAGCAAAAAAGUCAGGUCAGAAGCCAGUUUUAACAGAUGUUCAGGCAGAAUUGGACAGAAUUUCACGGAAACCUGACAUGGUCUCUCCAACAACCCCUACAUCUCCCACAGAAGGUGAAGCAUCUUGAAGACACCAAAUAAAACCAAUUGUUCAGUUUUCUGGGAUAAUUCAAACUUGCCUCUGCCUCUUCCUUCAGUGACUGGAACUAAAGAACUGAAAGAUCUUUUCAGAACACAAACAGUUUAUGUCUGUCUUUCUUUCAUGUGUUGCCCAACUUAACAAAAGGGAGCUGUACAGAUGGAAAAUGGUAUCACAUCAUGUAGGACUGCUGUUCACAGUGCAAGAAUAAUAAAUUUAAUUUCUUGGGUUUUGUUGAAAAGUCAGCAUAAUUCUGUAAAACUGGCAAGUAUGUCCACUUAUCAGGUAAAGGUUGCUUAGAGCAGGAAACUGAUACACACCACAGGCACUUAAUUUAUAUUGAUUUCCCGACCUGGUGGUCAGGUUGAAUACCAUCUUAAGUAGAGCUUAACCUCUAAAGGAGAGAACUACUGCUAGUUUUUGUAAGAGAAAAUGAAUUGCACAAAACUGUAACGACAACAAUAAACUCCAAAUAUAUUUGAACACUUCAUUUGGAGUACGUUUGCAAAUCUGUUUGAUCUCCCCUAGGAUUAACACUGCGUUCAAAAACCCAUGCAAAAAUUUCAUUCCAGAUAUGUCUUCAAAUUAGUGGCCAGUUUUUUGGUUGUUUGAUUAAUUUCAGACACUGAAUAAACAAUGUAUAAAGAAAAAGCAGAGGUUAAAUGUACAGAUAAUCAGUAUCCAGAUUUGUCUAUAUAUAUGGCUCGGCCUUAAUGUCCCCCACUAUGUUUCCCACAUGAAUUAUGGUUUAAAAUUGGUCAUCAAAACUGUAAUCAGUUAAUAAAGUAUUCUCUGCAUUCAAAUUUAAGUAA